Molecule: messenger RNA, 2691 nt
Organism: Pimephales promelas (fathead minnow)
Lineage: Eukaryota; Metazoa; Chordata; Actinopteri; Cypriniformes; Leuciscidae
Gene: ch25hl1.2
Product: cholesterol 25-hydroxylase like 1, tandem duplicate 2
Biological process (GO): lipid biosynthetic process
Molecular function (GO): iron ion binding; oxidoreductase activity
Source: RefSeq, a predicted model, not a curated record
UCAAAUCUCAAGACAUUUUUUUGCAUUACGGGAGACAUUUUCACACUAAAAAGCCAAAUCGUUUGAAUCUGUUUACUGGUGCCUGAAAUAAUAUCAUUGCUAAAUUAGAAAUCUUUUCCAGCAAGAUUAGUAAAAAACGUUUUAGGAUUUAAUCACGAGCACCUGUGAUUCGUCCAAACCGACCAGCGCCGAAGAAAGUAACAUGUACCACGUGACAGCGUCACCUAUAUACUUCAGCACCGUUCUGUAAGAAGCGUUCUCUUUCUGGCUGUGUGGCUGGCUGGUCCUCUGGAUGAUAAAAACGGUCCAACAUUGCAGGAAAUAGCGACAGGGACGCCUAGCCCUCUCUCUUGCUUUACAGGAGCAGUUUUGUGGAUGAAUGGGGGCGGUUGCUCCUCUGUACCAGACUGGCUGCUGUCUCUCGACUGCUGAUGUGUGGGUCUGAUGCGUGACCAUCCACAUUUAUUUUCUUUUUCUUUGUGAACUGUACAUUUUUCUCCUUUUUCGUCGCGCCUGUUACUCUCUCAUGAAGAAGAGGGGCUUUUAUACCUGUAGUAGCAUCAUCGCCUUCCCUGAGUGUUGAAACGGCACGAUUACUGCACAUUACCGAUAUCAUAAUUAAAUAAUUAGCAUCGGAUUAAUGACAGUAAGAACUGGUGAUAUUCACUGAAUUAAAAAUAAACGUUAAAAAAAUUGUAUAUUUGGGCCAAACAUAACUGGCCAGUCAGAGAGAAUGUAUGGGCCAAAGCCACGCCCAUGUAUGGUUUAUGCUAAUCGCCAUUCUAUUUGUUUAUUUUUUUUCCAGUGGUUUGAACUAGACGUCAUCGACGCCCUCUUGCUUUACGGAGUAGAAUUACAACAGAACGUGUCAGGGCAAGUUCAAGUCCUGAGCAAUACAUUCAUAUCCAACCUGUCCUAAAACACAUCUUUAAAUCCUAUAAUGUAAAUAAAUAUAUUUAUUACGUUGUGUAAACAACGUCUACAUCAAAAUACACCCCUAAAUAAUUUACAAACUGAACGAGUGUAUAAAUAUUUCAGUACAAAGUCAUCAGAUACCUGAGUCACAUGAAACGUCCAGGAGAAUGCCGUUAGGAGAGCUAAACAAUCGUUUUAUUUGAUGCUGAAAGAAAUAUAGUCAGACAAACUUUGAAAAUGACACAAGUGUGUGUGUUCGAGACUAUCUGGGUGGCCUACCAGACAAAAGACUCGGUUUUGCAGCCUUUGUGGGACUACAUGCGACUCAACCACUCUGAAACUCUCCGGUCUCCUCUCUUUCCUGUGAUUUUGACCGUAGCAUCGUAUUUUGUUCUUUGCGUACCCUACCUAGUCUGCGACAUGAUGGGAAAGAAGUGGCCAGCUAUUUACCAGUACAAGAUUCAACCCAACAAGCUGCCCACAACAGCAAUGCUCCUUCACUGCAGUGGAGUUACUCUUUAUAAUCACCUAGUUCUGGUGUUUCCUGCAGCAGUGGCACAGUGGUUGUGGAGACCUCCUGUUCCUCUGCCUGAACAAGCUCCUACAUUGUUCGAACUUGCAGGUGGGGUGACUGGAAACCUUCUUCUCUUUGACUUGCAGUAUUACAUCUGGCACUUUUUGCAUCACAAGAUCCGCUGGCUGUACGUGACUUUCCAUGCCAUCCACCAUAAUUACUCUGCCCCCUUUGCUCUGGCCACACAGUGCCUCGGGGGGUGGGAGUUGGUCACGGUGGGCUUCUGGACCACGCUCAACCCUGUCCUGCUGAGGUGUCAUCUGCUCACCACCUGGAUGUUCAUGGUGGUCCACGUGUAUGUUUCAGUGGAAGACCACUGCGGAUAUGUUUUCCCUUGGUCCAUGUCUCGUCUGAUCCCAUUUGGUGUCUAUGGAGGUCCGAGCAUGCAUGAUGUGCAUCACCAGAAACCUAAUACUAACUUUGCACCACAUUUUAGUCACUGGGAUAAACUCUUCGGCACCUAUGCUGAUUUUAGUUUUGCUAAUACUCAGUGAUGAGCAUGCAUGCAAAUGUAUAUUAAAAGUGCAUGUUUGUUUGCUUCAGGCAACUUUUGGAAUUUACUUUUAUUGUAAACAGACAGUGCAAGAAGGAUUUAAGCACAAAUAAACUAAAAUCUAAAAUUGAUGCUAUGUACAUACACUGCAGAUGACUUAAACCAUCAUUGUAAAAUAACUUAAAUCUUAAAAAGAUUCCAAAGUUGGAACCAUUUACUGGGAAAUGGGUUGUUGCCCCCGAGUUAUUUGUUCAAUUCACCAUUCUGGUAAAAUCUUAUAUAAAUAUAUAAUAUUUUUAGAAUUUUAUAAAUAUAGAAAUUUAGAAAACACAUUUAUACAACCAUUUCAAUACUAGUCUUACAUAUGAAAAAUAAAAUAAAAAAAUACUUUUGUAAAAUACAGCUAUAAUGUACAGUAAUUGAUUUAGUUUAUUAUCCAUAAUUCUUAAAGCCUUAUUUUAUAGAAACCUGAUAUGAUUAUAUAGGCCUAUAUGCUGUCAAAUAGAUUAAUCACGAUUACUUGCAUCUAACAUAAACGUUUGUGUUUAUAUAUGUGUGUGUGUGUAUACAGUAUUUUAUUAUACUUAUAUAUUUAUAUGUGUGUGUGUGCGAGUGAGUCUGUGUACAACUACAUAUUGUACAUAUAUUAUAUAAACACAAACUUUUAUGUUAGAUGCGAUUAAUCGAUUUGACAGAACCUUAUACUGUU